Periophthalmus magnuspinnatus is the source of this 3786-nucleotide messenger RNA. RefSeq names its product CTD (carboxy-terminal domain, RNA polymerase II, polypeptide A) small phosphatase like 2b (gene ctdspl2b). Bases 249 to 1667 code for a protein of 472 amino acids. Gene Ontology annotation, molecular function: phosphoprotein phosphatase activity. The record is from RefSeq and is a predicted model, not a curated record. Lineage: Eukaryota; Metazoa; Chordata; Actinopteri; Gobiiformes; Gobiidae. The transcript is spliced from 12 exons.
GUGAAGGGGGUGUGUCUGUGUCCAUCCGGGUAUCUGCUGCACAGACUCGGAGCAGAGGCGGGAAAUGGCGCCUGCUGCUAAACUCGACGCGGUGUAGUGUUGAACACGGCCCUUGAGCGGAUCCACGGAGAAAGUCAGGACAGUCCAGGAAAAGCACAGAUUCCUCCGCUGUGAUGGUUUUUCGGCGCUGAGCUGUCAUCUCCACAGACUGCGGAUCACUGUAAUAUUUACAUGUGACUGCUCCAACAAUGAGGCUGAGAAUGCGUAAAGCGUCUCAGCAGUCAAACCCCAGCCUGGCAGGGCGCCCAAACAGGACCAAGCGGAGGCAUUCAGAAGUGGAAGAGGACACUCCUACAAGUGGUGGCAGGGGCUUGUUCUCCACCAUCAAGAAGUUCAUCAGAGGAAAUGCUGUCAAGGUGCAGGAAAACCCGGCUAAGAAGGCACGAAUCCAGUGUGAUGUGGACAACAACCUGAUCACCUCCACACCAAAUGCUAACACCCCACGGAGCAGGGUUAGCAGGAAAGGCCCUGUUAAUGGCCAGGCCACCAAUCAUGACACGAGUAAGGAGAAAUCCAAUGGGAGCCUGGACGAGGCUAAGGCUGCAGAGGUGGCUAGUCCACCCAGGACAACCCUGCUUGGGACCAUCUUUUCUCCAGUUUUUAACUUUUUCUCACCAGCUAAAAAUGCCUCAUCAGGAUCAGACUCUCCAGACCAGGCGUUGGAGGCUGAGGAGAUCGUCAAGCAGCUGGACAUGGAGCAGACUGUGGAGACCCCCACCAGCACGGGCGCAUCACCAGAAGAAAUGUGCACCGCCACAAACUUCUACUCCAGUGUGUCCCACCUGCCUCCGCUGCGGAGCCCCCACAUCCCCGAGGCUUCAGCCACAGCAGAGGAGGAGGCCGAGCUCGAGGCGGACGCUGACCUGCCACCCCUCACAGCUCCAGGCUCCAGUCCAGAAAUAACCUAUGUGGAUUCUCCACCUGCUGCAGUUCCACCAGAAACCUCGUAUGAGGAAGACUGGGAAGUGUUUGACCCGUAUUUUUUCAUCAAACAUGUCCCUCCGCUGACAGAAGAGCAGCUCACUCGUAAGCCAGCGUUGCCCUUGAAGACUCGCAGUACACCUGAAUUCUCUCUGGUCUUAGACUUGGACGAGACCUUGGUCCAUUGCAGUUUAAAUGAACUGGAGGAUGCUGCACUAACCUUCCCUGUCCUCUUUCAGGAUGUCAUCUACCAGGUGUAUGUCCGUUUGAGGCCCUUCUUCAGGGAGUUUUUGGAGCGGAUGUCUCAAAUCUACGAGAUUAUCCUUUUCACAGCAUCAAAAAAGGUGUAUGCAGAUAAAUUGCUGAAUAUUUUGGAUCCUAAGAAGCAGCUAGUAAGGCACAGAUUGUUUCGGGAGCACUGUGUCUGUGUCCAGGGAAACUACAUUAAGGACCUCAACAUUUUAGGCAGAGACCUGUCAAAGACCAUCAUCAUUGACAAUUCACCACAAGCCUUUGCUUAUCAGUUGUCCAAUGGUAUUCCAAUUGAGAGCUGGUUUAUGGACAAGAAUGACAACGAGCUUUUGAAACUGGUGCCCUUCCUGGAGAAAUUGGUGGAAAUGAAUGAGGAUGUCCGACCGCAUGUCCGAGAGAGGUUUCGGCUUCACGACCUUUUGCCCCCUGACUGAACCUGAUGUCUGUUACUCAAAGUGGGACAUCCUGAAAAAAACUGACAGACAAAACCAGUGUAAAAAGGAAAAAAAAAAAUUUUGGAUUACAAACUACAACAUUGCCAUUUUUAAACAUUGAGCUUUUGUUUUGGCCUUUUUACUUAAAAAAAAAAAAAAACAUAGUUCUUUUAAAAAAAAAAAAAAUCAUGUUUUUGCAAAUAUGGACGUAAAAUUAAAAAUCUCAUCACAUUUACACAAAAGCCCAGAUUGACCUUCAGUGACUGGAGCCGGACAGGUUUUUUGGUGCUGCGUUUGUGAACAUCCGGGAAAGAGAAGCUUCAUUUUACUGCAUCUCUGGUGCUCACACGUGUGACUCUUUGGCUACAGACUGGUGUCAGCCGCCUGGACGCUGUGUUUACUCAAAACAACACCUGAGAACUGUAGCCUCUAAAAUCAUAUGCAUUCCUCUGUAGCUGGGUCACAUUUCUAUAGUUGGUUGCAGUUUAUUUUUCUGGUGUUUGUAAGCAGAUAGGAAUUGUAUUGGUUAUGUUUGUAAUAUAUUUUAAACGGGGGGUGUAACGAGUGCUUUUGUUUUCAUUGAAGACGAUGAAUGGUGUGUAACUAUAACGGUCCACUCCACACUUAAACAAAACAUUUUAUUAGAAAGAUCCAUCAUUGUAAAAAAAAUUGGGCAUUCAUUUUCAAAGUGAUCAGUGACAACAUGAACCUCUCUAACUGUAGUAUUUUUGUCAUUUGUCUAUAAUCAGUAUUGUAUUUUAUCAUAAUCAAGUAUUCUGGCUCAGUCACAGCUUUGAUUUCUCUCGUAUUGUGGCUAUGUCUGUAGCAUUAUGGCUAAUGUAGCACAUCUCUGCCCGUGUGUCUACUCAGAUCUGUGGCCACACCUCGUACCAGCAUCCCACACUCCUCUGGGGGCAAAGUUCAACCUCACUGCCCCCUCGGCUUGUUAACUUUUAAAAGUGUUUAUGUUGAGAAGCACAGUUUAAAAAGCAAUGUUUUAAGAAUCCUAACUUUAUGAAUGUGUUUAGCUCAGAGGAUUUUGAGCCAAAUUGUUAAUGCUGUUUUACCAGAGUCCCUGAUAUAAAUGUGUGGACAGAAUCCCAUCAUGAAUUUUGUUUUAAAUAUUUCAACUAUAUUUGUUGGUCUGGAUUUUCCGUGCAGUGCCAUACAAGUACACUUCCCAAUUUGGCCAUCUCUUAUAAUUACCCCCUUUCUCUUAAGCAAAUGACAAUCAGAACUGAAGUCAUUAUUGCUGAAACCUGGAUAUGUUCAUUGAAUGUGCAGCUUAUGUUGUAUGUGACUCUAGUUCUAGAUUUAUCUUAGCUGAAUUCAUAUUAGUCAAACUUUUACAUUUCUGCUCCACAAAGUAAAACUAAAAUGUUCCAUAUUUACAGGGCACAAUGGCGGACACUUUGUCUUGAGUGCACUUGUCCAGACAGUGAAUGUAAAACAAACAUGGGUCUGUCUCUGUCAUCAUGGUCCUUAAUCACAAACCGUGCACAUUAUCAAGAGAGGACAAUGCCGUCCUCGCCCUCUGACCCCAAAGUCCACUGACCAUUGUCCUUAAACCUUCACAUUGUUACUCCCAUCCUCCAGAAACAGCGGCGCUAUUCCAUACUGAGUGUUACUAUGGCUUGUAUGUUAAGGGUCGGUGGAAGUAGUUUUUCUUCAGCUCAUUUAUUGUGCAUUACCAGUUUAUUGUACAAGUGUUGUACAAUACAUGCAGCUUCAUGUUUUAAAAAAUCCUUAAAAUAAGGAAAUGUUUUGUAUUUUUGUUUUCAAAAGGCAUGUCAUAUCUACUUUUAAAUGUAUUAAUGAAGAUUUAACUACAUCAAAUGGAGUUUUUUUUCUUACAGAUGUUUUAGUUUAGAGCAAUGUCACUGAACUGUUAACUUAGCAUGUAGAAUACGCCUUGCUUUGGAAAAGUCCUGAAGUAAAUUUAAAUCAUGGCACUUUUUCUGCAGAAAAGAGCAUCAUGUAGAUAUCAUUAUCAUUCAUUUAAUCUGUGCUGAGGAUGUAUUUAAAAGACAUCUUUGUAAACCAACUGGCUGUAUGCUAUUGUAAAGUGUAUAUACAGUUACAUUGACUUUCUGAAACAAAGUUUUAAAGGUGAAACCUC